AUGGCGCCCCACCCCAUCAGGCUCCGGACGGCGCGCCUCGCCGGGCGGCACAUUGCCUUGUGGGCAGUGUUGAAAUGGGCCUCCGGCGAGCCGGGGACAACAGGCCCCUCGAAGGGCACCAUGAGCCAGCGCAGGAGCGGGUACCCGUUCCCAUCCGCGACCAGGAAUGGGAUCAUACCACCAUCAUUCGCUCGCCCGGUGGCCCUCCGGUCUCCCCCGUCCUCUCACCUCACCACUUGGAGGGUUGGAAAGGUUGCUACAGGGCUCCACCGGGCACGGGAGCCAAUCGGGACAGGAAGGGAUUUGUCAAAGCUCCACUAG
This is a messenger RNA of Triticum turgidum subsp. durum (durum wheat), 321 nucleotides long. The record is from the annotation of a GenBank genome assembly. Lineage: Eukaryota; Viridiplantae; Streptophyta; Magnoliopsida; Poales; Poaceae.